GGUAAAAGGCAAACGGAAUUCAAAAACAAUUCAGCAUUGGCAUCUAAACAAAAAGCUCUUGAAAUAAGAUUAAAUCUUUACGGAGAAAAUCAUUCCAAAACAGCACUAAGCUACCACGAAAUUGGAAUCACACAAAAUAAGUUGGAAGAUUACAAGUCAGCAUUACUUUCAAACCAACAUGCUCUUCAAAUCAGAUUGAAACUAUUUGGAGAAUAUCAUCCCGACACAGCACAAAGUUACCACGAAAUUGGAAUCACACAACAUAAUUUAAAAGAUUACAAGUCUGCAUUAGAGUCAUACCAACAUGCUCUUCAGAUCAGAUUAAAACUAUUUGGAGAAUAUCAUUCAUGCACUGCAUUAACUUAUAACAGGAUUGGAAACACACAAAUUGUGAUGAAAGAUUAUAAGUCAGCAUUAGAGUCAGAUCAACAUGCUCUUCAAAUCAGAUUAAAACUGUUUGGAGAAGUCCAUCCUGACACAGCUCAAACUUAUUACAACAUUGGAGUCACACAAUAUCAGAUGAAAGAUUACAACUCAGCAUUAGAAUCCCAGCAGAAAGCACUUCAAAUCAGAUUAAAAUUGUUUGGAGAAGAUCAUCGUGCUACUGCUCAAAGUUAUGAUGGUAUUGGAGUCACACAAUAUCAGAUGAAAGAUUACAACUCAGCAUUAGAAUCCCAGCAGAAAGCACUUCAAAUCAGAUUAAAAUUGUUUGGAGAACAUCAUCGCGACACAGCGCGAAGCUAUCGUGAAAUUGGAAUGAUACAUAGCAAAAUGAAAAGUUACAAGUCAGCAUUGGAGUCACGUAAACAUGCCCUUCAGAUCAGACUAAAAUUGUUUGGAGAAGAUCAUCGUGCUACGGCUCAAAGUUAUGAUGAUAUUGGUGUCACACAGUAUGAUAUGAAAAGUUACAAAUCAGCAUUACAGUCACAUCAACAUGCUCAUCAAAUCAGAUUAAAACUGUUUGGAGAAGAUGAUCCUGACACUGCCCGAAGUUAUCGUCAUAUUGGACUCACACAACAUAGCCAGCAUACAAUGCAAGACUACAAAUCUGCUUUAGAAUCAUAUCGAAAAGCUCUUCACAUCAGAAUAAGACUCUAUGGAGUGUAUCAUCCUGACACUGCCCAAAGCUAUGAGGAUAUUGGAAUUAUACAAGACCUUUUGAAAAACUAUAAAUGA
Messenger RNA from Paramuricea clavata, 1176 nucleotides. The record is from the annotation of a GenBank genome assembly. Lineage: Eukaryota; Metazoa; Cnidaria; Anthozoa; Malacalcyonacea; Plexauridae.